CCGUGAGAACCAAUCAGCGGCGUCCUGGCUGCCGGGGUGUCACGUGCCCCCUCCGCCAGCCAAUCGGCGUGCGGCGGCGGCGGCGCCAAGAUGGCGGACGAUAAGGACUCGCUGCCGAAGCUGAAGGACCUCGCCUUCCUGAAGGGGCAGCUGGAGAGCCUGCAGCGCCGGGUGGAGGACGAGGUGCAGGCCGGCGUGGGGCAGGACGGGUCGCUGCUGGCGUCGCCCUUCCUCAAAGGCUUCCUGGCGGGAUACCUGGUAGCCAAGCUCCGCUUCUCCGCCGUCCUGGGCUUUGUGGCCGGCACCUGCACCGGGAUUUACGCUGCCCAGAACUACGCCGUGCCCAACGUUGAGAAGACGAUCCGGGACUAUGUGAACUCGCUGAAGAAAGGUCGGGACUAGCGAGGAGGAGCCCGGAGGCAGCAGGGACUGCAGGAACCGUGCUCCUUAGGUAGCAGGCACAGAGCACCCCUAGGGCUCUGCCAGGCACGUCACCUGCACCCUUCUUUUCCCUGGAAAAGGGUCUUGCACCACACCAGUGCCACGCGUCAGGGGGCUGGUGAUGGGUGUUUGUUGGGCAUCAUGGCAGCAGCGAUCACUGCGCUGACCCACAGCAGCUUGAGAGCACCGAGGGGCUGCCAGCUGCCUUCUCCCCUUACCUUUCCCUGUGCCCCUGCGGACUGAGGGCUGCUGUGCCCUGUGUGCCCUGGCAGUGUGCUUUGUGUGGCUUCUCAGGAAGGCUUGUAGCUCUCCUCCUGACGAGGGACAGCACCCUGCUCUCCUGCUGCAUCACGAGUGUGGCAGGGAACAUCCUGCUUCAAUCAGGCUCAUUAAAUUCUUGGUAUUUGGUCUC
Molecule: messenger RNA, 853 nt
Organism: Passer montanus (Eurasian tree sparrow)
Lineage: Eukaryota; Metazoa; Chordata; Aves; Passeriformes; Passeridae
Product: SLC35A4 upstream open reading frame protein
Exons: 3
Coding region: 91-402 (103 amino acids)
Source: RefSeq, a predicted model, not a curated record